Molecule: messenger RNA, 579 nt
Organism: Porites evermanni
Lineage: Eukaryota; Metazoa; Cnidaria; Anthozoa; Scleractinia; Poritidae
Source: the annotation of a GenBank genome assembly
AUGCCUGGCUGCUGUAAGACAACUUCUACUUGGGCCCAAAACCUCAAAGUUGGACCAGAAUAUCGCCAGUAUACAGUCCAGCUGGUUCGUGACAUUGGUUGUAUUUGUGAAGAGUACCGUAUCUACGUGAACGGCCAUGAAAUGGAUCACCAUAAGUUGACGUACAACCCCUGUAGUCCACUUUGUUUUAGCGGCGGCCAAUUUGAGUGGGAGCAAGAUGGACACUCUUUUCUGAUAAUUUACAAUUCCCUGUCUUGGACGAAUUAUUUUGGAGGAUUUCGUCUUUUUAUAGACGGCGUUGACGUGAAUACAGGUCGCGAAUUUUCUUCGUUUUGGCGGCGACGGGGUUGGCAAAUCGUUUUCGCUGGUUUGGUAAUGCUUUUGUUGGGAAUAACUCUUUCCCUUUUAUCACACUAUGUCAUGCCAAGACGACCUGCGAUGAUCUUUGUUUCUGUUGGCUACGCUCUGAUUAUCACAGGUGUUAUUUACAGUUUGCUUGGGCUUAUACCAGUCUUUCGAUAUCGAAAACCUCGUUACGACAGAUCCGCUGCUGUGGAAUACACGGCUAACAUCGUCUGA